UCUUGUCACAACCGGCGUCGUUUUCUCCACGUAGAUACUCCUCACAUUUUCUCCUCCGGCUCCACCGGCUAUUCCCAGUAACCUUCUCUCCUCCCUUGCUCUUACAACUUGACAGUUCUAUUUUCCUCCUCUCUUCUCACUAUAAGUACAACCACUUCUCAGCAGGUAUAAUUUUUCUUUCUUCUUCCUCUUCUUUUGUUUGUCAUUAUCAUUCGUCCACUUCAUCCAGUCUCUCAUUACCGUCUGCCCAGUUCGUCCCCCCUCUUUCGCCGACCGUUUUCCGGCAAAACGCCGGUGAUUUCGUGCACUGCCGGUCGUCAAACUUUCUCAGUUCCCCUUAUUCUUCUUCGCUCUCUCAGGAAACAUAGUUUGAAAUGGAGGGAUUGGGACUAAGAAAUAUGAGUUCGCAUUGUUCAAUAUCUGAAAUGGACGACUAUGGUCUAUCGCGCCUUCUUGAUAAGCCGAGUCUGAACAUUGAGAGGCAGAGAUCGUUCGAUGAGAGGUCGCUUAGUGAGAUUUCCAUUGGCUUGGCACGUGGUGGCCUUGAUUAUUGUGAGAGCAUGUACUCAACGGGUGGCCGGUCGGGGCUGGACACGCCGGUUUCCUCUGCUAGGAACUCGUUUGAACCCCAUCCCAUGGUGGCCGAGGCCUGGGAGGCUCUUAGAAGGUCCCUUGUUCAUUUCAGGGGUCAGCCUGUCGGUACCAUUGCAGCAUAUGAUCAUGCCUCCGAAGAAGUUUUGAACUAUGAUCAGGUUGGGUUUUGAUUAUUUUUUGUGGAAAGGGUUUGUGUGAAAUAUGGGAUCUUUUGAGAAAUUACACAGAGAAAUGUUUAGACCUGUUAAUUAUGAAUUUGGAAUUACAGCAAUGUAAGAAAAGAGGGUAUUGAGUUGCA
This is a messenger RNA of Mangifera indica (mango), 892 nucleotides long. Its product is annotated as alkaline/neutral invertase CINV1-like. The record is from RefSeq and is a predicted model, not a curated record. Gene Ontology annotation, biological process: sucrose catabolic process. Gene Ontology annotation, molecular function: sucrose alpha-glucosidase activity; endo-alpha-N-acetylgalactosaminidase activity. The coding region runs from base 375 to 764 and encodes 129 amino acids. NCBI's taxonomy places the organism in Eukaryota, Viridiplantae, Streptophyta, Magnoliopsida, Sapindales, Anacardiaceae. The transcript is spliced from 2 exons.